Molecule: messenger RNA, 600 nt
Organism: Letharia lupina
Lineage: Eukaryota; Fungi; Ascomycota; Lecanoromycetes; Lecanorales; Parmeliaceae
Exons: 2
Coding region: 1-600 (199 amino acids)
Source: RefSeq, a predicted model, not a curated record
AUGCUCGUUGAACUCCGUUUGAUGAUCUACGAACAUCUCAUCGAAGCUGGAGAUCUCGACAUCUUGAGAAUUUCUAAGCUCGUCAAUCAGGAGGCAUUUCCGCUUCUCUCCGAAGUCGCGAUCCUUCGAAUCAACGAACCAUGUCCCACUAUGCUAAGUCGAGUGACCCUCGCUCUCACGGGUAGUGUCACGUUGUGUGGCCUUUUCACCCUGACCCCUCCAGACUACAUCCAACACCUCGACCUGCGCCUCAACAUGGUCCAUUCUCAAGGGUUUUUCAUAAACAUGAAGCUCAUGAAUUGGUCAGUGGCGACAGAAUUACCCGAAAGUCGUGCCAAAUCAAUCUACCAGGUGAUGGAAGAUUUGAUCGGAUUCAAGAUCUUGACGCUGAAGCUCGAGCACCAGGACCACGAUCCUCACCUACUGACGGGGCUUAGACGUGAAUCGGUGAAGUAUGAGAACGGUCUACCGCAUAGCAUCUCUCUGGGGCAUUAUGAGAGGAUAUCCGAGUUUUUCGCAGUGACGCUUGGACCCGCUGAGUCCAACAAGAGUGUCGAUGAGCAUCGUCUUCGACUCUGGCCGAAUGUGUACGACGCUUGA